CACUCAGCACUUUCCAGCAGGGCUAUUUAAAGCCGGCCAAGAGCCCAGGAGCCCUUUCUUUCCCUCCCUGGCAGUCUCCAGCUGGACUUUCCUCCUGCAGCCAUGAGCUCCGGGGCGGCGGCGGCGCCGAUCUUCGCCGAGGGUGAGGACUGCAGGGCGGCCUGGAGGGAAGCCACGGCCGGCUACGAUGAGCCCGAUGCCCACCUGGAGAUCCUGGGCAAGCCGGUGAUGGAGCGCUGGGAGACGCCCUACAUGCACUCGCUGGCCACCGUGGCUGCAUCGAAGGGUGGCCGUGUGCUGGAGGUGGGGUUCGGGAUGGCCAUCGCUGCCUCCAAGGUGCAGGAGCAGGACAUCGAGGAGCACUGGAUCAUCGAGUGCAACGAGGGCGUUUUCCAGCGCCUGCAGCGCUGGGCCAAGGCACAGCCACACAAGGUGGUGCCCCUGAAGGGGCUGUGGGAGGACGUGGUGCCAACGCUGCCAGAUGGGCACUUCAGUGGGAUCCUGUACGACACCUACCCGCUGUCAGAGGACACCUGGCACACGCACCAGUUCAACUUCAUCCAGGGCCACGCCUUCCGCCUGCUGCGGCCCGGAGGGGUCCUCACCUACUGCAACCUCACCUCGUGGGGGGAGCUGCUCAAAAGCAGCUACAGCGACAUCGAGAAGAUGUUUGAGGAGACGCAGCUGGGGCCGCUGCUGCAGGCGGGGUUCAGGAGGGAGAACAUCAGCACCAGCGUGAUGGAGCUGCAGCCGCCCCCCGAGUGCCGCUACUACUCCCACCCCAGGAUGAUCACCCCCACCGUCCUCAAACACUGAGGGACCAGCCCCAGGGGGACCCAGCCCCAGGGGGACCCAGCCCCAAGGCUCUGAUCUCCCUUAAAACCCCUGAGAGAUCGGAGCUGACUCCUGCAGAGAUGGGUGGAGGUCUGGGAUAAAGGACAGGAAACUCCCUGCCCCAGGAGCUGCCUGCCCUGGAGGGGUUUUGUGAUCUCACCCUGCUCUGUUCCCUCAAGACUUCAAAUUCUCAAUUAAGCUGCAAUUUCAGAGUGUGGUUUGGAGCUUUGGGUUCCAGAACCAGCUAUUUCCCCUAAAAAUUGGAUCAUUUUGAGAAAUCACAGGGUGGCUUCCCACAGGAGUCAAAUAAUCCAAACCAGGUGGGAGAAACGGGGCAGUCUGAGGCAUUUUGAGGCAUUUCAGCUUCUCCUGAAGCAACUCCCCAGGGAAAUUUCCCAAUAUUUUCAGCCAAAUCCUGACCCAAACACCCCCUCACAGCUCAAUGAGUGAUGUUUCCUCUCUCCCCAGACAGGAUAAAGUCCAUUAAAAGGAAUGAAAUACCCAAA
Molecule: messenger RNA, 1340 nt
Organism: Oenanthe melanoleuca
Lineage: Eukaryota; Metazoa; Chordata; Aves; Passeriformes; Muscicapidae
Gene: GAMT
Product: guanidinoacetate N-methyltransferase
Exons: 6
Coding region: 103-816 (237 amino acids)
Biological process (GO): creatine biosynthetic process
Cellular component (GO): nucleus; cytoplasm
Molecular function (GO): guanidinoacetate N-methyltransferase activity
Source: RefSeq, a predicted model, not a curated record